AUUCACAAAUCGUUUCUUGCGUACAGUUUUUUGUUCAUGCAACACAAUAAUGCAAGGAUUAGCUAGGAUUUUCCAUUCUUCAUUUCGAGUUUCAUUGAUAAGAAACAAUAUCGCACUUGCUUCAACAGGACUUUACAACAGACACCAAUUUAUUGUUCCGAAUUUCCUCAAUCCUGACAAAUCCAUUUACUGUUGUGUCCAGUGUGUUGGUUAUCAAAGCAGAAAGGGAAGAAACACAAGACAAAAUCGCUGGCUUGAUGAAUGGAAGGAAGAUGAAUAUGAUGACAUUAUAGUUGACAAAGAAAUAUUUGAAGACGAAGGGAGAGCUCGGCAUUAUUUAAUGCUUAAAGCAACAGGAUUUUUGUGUGUUAUUUUCUUCCUCAAUAUAGCAGAUAUAAUACGAAUACAGUUGAGAAAUUCUGCACCCAGGGAUGAAGAAAACAAAGGCUUGACAGAAUCGGUAUAUUGGAAGAAUAAAGGCUUCACAGGAUUCUUGCUAUUGUCCAUUGCAUUAGCUACAAUAAUUCCAAGUGGGAUUUGUCGAAUUUGUGACAGAUGUGUGCGGAGUAUGUGGCUUUUAAAGGGAGGUAAAACAGUUCGAGUGAGAACAUUUGCCCCUUUCUUCAUGACAACUACUCAUGAAGUUCCUGUGACAAAUAUUUCAGGAUUGACUGCAAGAGCAGGACAAAAUUAUGUCUCAUUUCAACUGAAGAGGAAAGAUAAUAAAAUAGUAAACCUUUCAAUGUCCAACCUGACUGGGAAUUUUAAAGAACCAGCACUCUAUGAUCAUUAUGUAGGAAGAUAUCGUGAUUUGAAGUCUUCAUGAACUUUUGUCUUGUGUGAAUAAAGUGUAAUGAUUGAACUAAA
Saccostrea echinata is the source of this 867-nucleotide messenger RNA. RefSeq lists its product as uncharacterized. Bases 50 to 826 code for a protein of 258 amino acids. Gene Ontology annotation, cellular component: mitochondrion. NCBI's taxonomy places the organism in Eukaryota, Metazoa, Mollusca, Bivalvia, Ostreida, Ostreidae. The record is from RefSeq and is a predicted model, not a curated record. The transcript has 2 exons.